Molecule: messenger RNA, 2225 nt
Organism: Hypoxylon fragiforme
Lineage: Eukaryota; Fungi; Ascomycota; Sordariomycetes; Xylariales; Hypoxylaceae
Product: acetyl-CoA synthetase-like protein
Exons: 2
Coding region: 395-2092 (565 amino acids)
Biological process (GO): secondary metabolic process
Molecular function (GO): CoA-ligase activity
Source: RefSeq, a predicted model, not a curated record
GCACGUCCUACUGCUACCGUAACAUCGCAUACAAUUCCACUAACUAAUGGGUAGCAAGUACUUUGUACUUUGUACCUACCUACUGGGUAGUAUGUAGAAAUCCUCUUGCAUUGUGCAUAGCAGUACCUAGGUCGGCGAUGAUGGUAAAAUCUUGUGGCCGAGCACCCACGUUUAUCAUAGGUAAAUACGAAGAGAAUACCUUGUUGACUAGAUCACAAUUGGGUUACUUAGAGGCGGAUCUGCGGUAGAUUCACCCUCAGAUGCCACUAUCAUCGUGUCUGUUGCAUGAGGUUGAAUACGGAUAGGAAUAGGUCGGUGAGAAUUCAAAUUAACGACGUAAGAUGACCCCUAUGGAUGUAACUUCUUCGUUGCGCUCAUACUAUCGGGGUCCAAAAUGAAGAUAUAUCGGUCUGGAACAAUAGACAUCCCACAGGAUCUAAAUUUGACAGAACUUCUUCAUAAAUCCGCGUACCCAGACCUUCCCGGGUCUCACUUGAUUGCCAAGGACAGUUUAACAAAUCGCAGCAUAACCAUCGGACAGCUACGCGACAGAGCUGGUAGGAUUGCGAAGGGACUCCAGGCAAAGCUAAACCCAAACGACCAGGCGAGAUGGGUAAUCGCUUUACCAAAUAGCGUCGAUUUCCUCGAAAUAUUCCAUGCCAUACUCUGGACUGGUGGCGUCGUCUGCCCCGUUAACUAUGCCCUUAAAGCUUCGGAGAUAGGCCAUGGGAUUGCGGUUGCACGGCCGCAUUUCGUAAUAUCUUACGGAGCAAUAGUUCCUGUUGUUGAAGAAGCUCUACAAGUUGCCGAAAAGGAACUCGUUGCACAAGGAGUGAAAUGGAAGAGACCUCAGAUCAUAACGAUCAUUAAUAGGGCAAAAGGGCUUCGUCACUUGCCGGAUGACUUCAUUUCGACUGAGCAACUCCCAAUUCCGCAUUGGCCUAACACAGUAGAUCGGCUUGCAUCCAUACACUUGUCGUCCGGCACCACCGGCGCGCCGAAAGGUGUUGAGUUGACACAUUAUAACUUCGUUUCAAACUGCUUGCAGCUAGUCGCUCACGAUCGGGAGCAAUUCAAUCCAACAUGUCGAACUGUGGCCUUCACGCCAUGGACGCACAUCGCCAACACCACAUUACCACUCUUCUUAGGUCCCUACACUGGAAUGAUGCACCAUGCCAUGCCGAGCUACAACCUCGAUGAAUUCGCAAAGAUAGUCGGGUCUAAUCAAGCCACCACGUUCCAAGGCGUCCCUAGCGUGGUCCUGCAGAUGGCCAAUUCGGAUAUCACAAGUCGAUUUGACUUUACUCGUGCACGCUACAUCAACGUAGGAGGGGCGCUAAAGCAAGAACUCAGGGACCGUCUGUUGAGCAAGGCGCCGUGGAGGCUCAUACAGGUGUACGGGAUGACGGAGGCCGCGGGAUACGUCGCGUAUCAGAAAAGCAAUGAAGCGCCACCCGAUGGAGUAACUGGCAAACUGCUACCAGGUAUCGAGGCAUGCUUAAAGAAAGAAGGCAGUACGGAGGAUGUGCCAGAAGGUCAGCCAGGCGAGCUCUGGCUCAGGGGCCCGAACUUCACGCGUGGAUACGCUUUCAACGAGGAGGCGAACAAAAAGGGGUUUCCAAUGAAAGGGUGGUACAACACGGGGGACGUCUGCACCAUCGACGCGGAAGGAAGAGUCAGCAUUGUGGGAAGGACUAAGGAUUUAAUCAAGUAUAAAGGGUUCCAGGUUGCGCCGGCUGAACUGGAGUCGUACAUCAAUGCACACCCGAAUGUGAUUGAGGGCGGCGUGGGUGCGAUCUGGGAUGAGAGCCAGCUGACGGAACUACCGACUGCGUGGGUUAUCCUGAAGGAACAGUUCCAGACUGAGGACGAGAAGAAGAAAGCAUUGAAAGAGAUACACCAGUCUAUUGACAGCCAGGUCAGCGGGUAUAAGAAGCUCCGGGGUGGUGUUUGGGAGAUCAAAGCACUUCCUAAAAAUGCGACGGGGAAAAUAUCGAGGAAGGAGAUGGUCGCAAUGAGAGACGGGCUGUGCUCACUUGGUGACACGCUUGGUGACGCACCUGCCGACUCGUCAUUAAAAGCUAAGUUGUAAGGGACCAAGGGUGUCUACCAUCUCGCCCCUUCCUUUCUCGAUCCCUUCAAAAUAUACAGUGUACUUCUCAUGCAAUCUUUUUUCUUUUUUUCGGUAUUGAAAGGAAGGAACGAUAUCUGGAGUUCAAAAACUU